UUCUCUUUUUGCUUGUUGCCUGGUUGGAUGAAGAGGCUUCAAAGGAAGCCCAGCUGCUAAUGAGGAAGUCCCUGAAUGAUUCAGUGAUGCAGAAUCUCAUCCCUACUCCCACCUACCUGUACUCUACUGUCAUUCACAUGAGAGAGAGGGAGAGAGAGAAAAACCACCACCACCACCACCGCCACACCUACAGCAAAAACCCUUUAUUUUAUUAAGGCACUGAGAUUCAACAGAUUUUUUUUCAGUUGCUAGUCUAACCUGGCAAAUAUACAUUACUCUUUUCUAUUCUACAAUUUUAUUAGAUCUUCAUUCUAAAGAUCCAGGGUAAAUGUUUUAAGGGCAAAACUAGGAAACAAACAUAGGGGAAAAUCAAAGAGUGAUUCAUCACAUCAAAAUCCAACCCUGCUUUCAGAUAUGGUAAUAAAAACCCCUUAAAAUGGAAUAGGUCUCUUGGACUUUCUUCGCACAGACAAGAUGACACCAUAGAUCUCUGCAUGCCUUGGUGCCAAACUAAUACAAUACAGUAAGUGUAAGACUCGGGUAAAAUUUAAAGUAAACACUAAAGAUGGGUAGGUCAAUUACCCCCAGAGUAUUAAUUAAAGGCCCUUCUCAGGCCACUAGAAAUACAAAGGAAUCUGUCACAGAGACAAGAAAAGGGAAUUGCAACCAACUCUUAUCCGUCCUCGGUCUCUGUGCCUUUCGCAGAGCUUCCAGCAGCGCUAUGUUGGGCCAGAGCAUCAGGAGGUUCACAACCUCUGUGGUCCGUAGGAGCCACUAUGAGGAGGGCCCUGGGAAGAAUUUGCCAUUUUCAGUGGAAAACAAGUGGUCGUUACUAGCUAAGAUGUAUCUGUACUUUGGAUCUGCAUUUGCUACACCCUUCCUUGUAAUAUGAAGAGCAUUUUAAGAGGUGCAGCCUCUGGAAGUGGAUCAAACUAGAACUCAUAUGCCAUACCAGAUAUGUUUGUCAAUAAACUUAUGACAUGGAAAAAAAAAAAAAGAAAUAGCCAAUAACGGUUGGGCGCAGUAGCUCACC
Molecule: messenger RNA, 1033 nt
Organism: Symphalangus syndactylus (siamang)
Lineage: Eukaryota; Metazoa; Chordata; Mammalia; Primates; Hylobatidae
Product: cytochrome c oxidase subunit 7C, mitochondrial-like
Biological process (GO): mitochondrial electron transport, cytochrome c to oxygen
Cellular component (GO): respiratory chain complex IV
Source: RefSeq, a predicted model, not a curated record